CAAUACCACAUGGAAACUCAACCGCGUGGGUGGGAAAACCCAGACCACAAAUCUGAAGCAUGUCAGUGGCUUUCACCAGCAUGUCAGAGGAGGUUGGAGUAGAUAAAUGGAAUCUGAUGUCCAGUGAUGACAGAUCACACGGCAGAGGCAGAUCCCGGAGCUCAGUGUGUUGGACUAUGGCUGUCGCAUUGUGUCUGGAGCUGCUGUGUAUUAUUUUGUUGGCUGUCAUCCUAAGCUUCAUGGCCCAAAAGGCUGGUGCCCGACAUGAGCAGGAGACUCGAACACCAGCUGGUCAGCUGGUGAUGUGUGAAAACCUGACUCAUCACUGGCUCCAAUUACAAAGCAGCUACAACGACCUCUUCGAAAGCAGAAAUCGGUUACAGGCACAAUACUUCAAUGUCAAUGUGGAGAGAAAUGCCCUGAAAAAUGAGAGAGACCAGGUGAAGACUGAUUACAACAACUUGAACAAACGGAUGGUGACGCUGCAGGAAGAUUAUAACACAGUGGUUGCACAACGAAAUAAAUUACAAGAGCAGGUCAAGUUGGCAGGUUUUAAUGAAACAGAAGCACCUUGCAUCCUGGGAUGGAUCUGGUACAACUUAAAGUGCUACUAUGUCUCUCCGAAAGGAAUGACCAAAACCUGGCAAGAUGCACAGAGGAACUGUGUUGAUCAAGGAGCUCACCUGGUGAUUAUAUCCUCCCAACAAGAGCAGGACUUUGUCACCAGUUUCUAUGACAGAACCUGGAUUGGACUGAAUGACAAGGAGACGGAGAGCAAAUUCAAAUGGGUAGACGGGACUCCCCUGCAAGGGCAGCAAUUCUGGCAGUCAGGAGAGCCCAACGACAACGAGGGAGGUGAGGAUUGUGUGGAGGCAUCACGUAAUGGAGAUGGAUGGAAUGACUUGCCCUGUCGUUUGCGCUUUUCUUGGAUAUGUGAGCGCUCAUGAGCAGUAACAACUAGAGAGGCACUCAAAGAGCACAUACUUCCGCCAAGGUCCAAUAAACCCCUGAUAAAAUUUAUAAUGCAAUUACCAACACUUUUACUGUCUCAUUAAGUAAUGUUAAUAACCAUUUCAUAAGGGUUAUAAUAACCUUAUUACGUUAACUAUGGCUUAUUAAUUAAUUAAAAAGGCUUUAAUAUCAAAGCAUUACCAUUCGUUUCAAUGUUAUAUGAAAAUGUUUUUUUUAUGUCUAUCAUGUAAUUAAUACACUAAAAUAUAUAAAUGUGAGAUACUGAAAUACUUUAAUAAGCUUUGCACUGUUGCUUAAUAUUUGCUUCUGCUUUAACCAGUAGUAAGUAAUUCAGAGCACUUGAAUCAGAAUGUAUUGCAAAAUAAAUUAUAUAGGAAAUCAUAAUGCAUAAUGGUGUUUAAUUGAAUUUUUUCAAAGCUUUGAUCAAUGGGAAUAAAAUUGUGAACAAA
This is a messenger RNA of Thalassophryne amazonica, 1421 nucleotides long. Its product is annotated as CD209 antigen-like. The transcript has 4 exons. NCBI's taxonomy places the organism in Eukaryota, Metazoa, Chordata, Actinopteri, Batrachoidiformes, Batrachoididae. The coding region runs from base 60 to 947 and encodes 295 amino acids. The record is from RefSeq and is a predicted model, not a curated record.